UUUCAGGUUCCUUCCACUUUCCCGUGAUGCACUGCGCGGCUGUGAUAUGUAGCAGUUGUGUUAGAUAAACCAUUUCACUUAUAUCAAGUUCAUAAACAUACGUAGAUGCUGCAGGCAUUUGUAAUUUUACCUUCGUGGAGUCGGAGCAUCUAAAGGCUGGCUAGCAAGAGUAGCCCACGCGAGCUCCGGAGGAUACCGUUGUGACCCGUAACUAAGGCAACGUCGAAUGACGUGACUCGAGAGUAAACGUUGGAAGAGUAGCCGAAACAAUCGCGGGCUAUUUGUUUUAUGGUUUAGUUCAUGUUUUCCUGUCCUGAGCAUGCAGAGACACAACUUGGGAAAAGAAAGGCUCAUAGUACCCACUGACUUCACCUCACCAGCGGUUUCAAGGAAUGUCCAGGAGGACCUGGUACCGCCAUCGCAUUUUACAUCGAGUGUCCAGUCUGCUGUAGCACACAGAGGCGUUCAAAUCACAGGGACACCACCAGCCAUCUCCUGGACAAAACCAGGUGUAACAUCAGCACCAUCAGCGGAUCCAAGUCCUGCCAAUCCAUGGCUCGCCAUCACUCAGGCCCAGCAGGAAAUCUUGGAGCUGAGAAAGGAAAAUCAACGGAUCAUGAUGUUACAAGAAAACAGCCUGAGAGGAAGGAUCCCUCUGGAUCGCCUGUCAGACCUUAGGGCAAGAUCUGCAGAGAGAAGUGAGCAGUGGUCUAGACGGGAGUCAGAAUGGCAUCUGGAGGCAGAGAAGCACAAGGCCGAAGCUGAGAGGUUGAAGGGGCAGGUGGAGGCCCUGAAGGAGAGUGCAGGGAGAAACAGAGAAGAGAUUAGAGAUCGAGACAGCACCCUGAACAGACAGAGCCAUGAGUUGGAAGCAAUGCGUCAAGAGCUAUGUAAGGCUAAGACUGAACUCAGCCAAAUCAGAGACGAGCUCAUUCACAGCAGUGCACAGAACGAGAAAACAAGCUCAGAGCUUGAAAGACUAAAGAGUGAGUCAGGUGAGGAAAUUGCAAGGCUGAGGAGCGAUGUAGAGAGAAAGAAAGAGGAAGCCCGGGAGCUCGCUCUAAAGGCUGAAAUGGGCAGGUUACAGGCUGAGGAGGAGGCCAAACAGCAGACUCUGAGACUGUCAGAACAUUUGGAGGAAAUGCUUAAGAAGCAGGAGGUGGAGCUGCAGGAGUUGAAUGCUUCCCACUCUGCAGAGUUGGGUGCAGCAAGAAAAACAAACAGUGAACUACAGGACAGACUUCAAUCAAUGACCUCAGAAGUGCUGCGGCUAAAAAGCACUCUGAUGGAGGUAUCUACUGAGAGAGAUGGGCUGAAAGAACAUUUAAGCAAAAUGGGACAAGCUCUUGAGACACAAUCUGCAACACUGCACAGCCUCAGAAAUUACAUCGGCCAGCUUGCCCCAGAGAAAAGAGAGAAGGAACAAUUAAAUGAAGCUGUUGAGAGGCUGAACAAAGAGAAGGCAGCUCUUCAGAUGACCACAGAGCUUUUAACAGUCAGGCUUAACUCUGUGAAUGAAAUACUUGCCCUCCAAGAAGAAAAAAUGGUGAGGAAGACCUUGACAGACCCACUUGUGAAGAAUGGAUCUGAGGGCCUUCAAGUGAUUCAGCUCUGGAGAGAGAAAGUGUUCAAGUUAUGCGUUCAGCUGCGCUCAAAGGACGUUGAGUUAAAAGUUGAAAAGGAUAAACUCGUUUCAAAAUAUAGAUCCAUGGAGCAGCAGCUCCAGCAGGAGCAGCACCAGGCUUGUGUUCUCCAGCACAGUCUAGAUGACAGGAUAGCUGAGCUGGAGCUGGAGAGAGUGGAAAAGGAGACAUCGAAACAGGACUUGGCCCAGUCUCACAAGGAAAAUUCUCAGCUGAAGUCACAGAGCCAGAAAUCGGAGGCUGAACUUAAAAUCCUGACAGAGGCAGUGCACAGGUUCAGUCUGGCAUUUGAAAGCAAGGUGGCAGAGGUGGAUGCAGCUCAAACGAGGCUCGACAUUUUUACCAAGAGGCUAACUUUUGCUAAAAGACGAGUGGAGACAAUCCAAGGUUUGAUCAUUAGGAGGGUGGCUCUGCAGAAAGUUCAGCAGGCCAGUAAACAGGCAGAACAGGCUGCUGAGGGGUACAGUAUCAGCAUCACAAACCUCCAGACAGAGCUUAGUUUGGUGUGUGAAGAGAGAGACAAGCUCACACAGGAGCUCAGAAGAACCCCGGAGCUCAUUGAGAAAGCUCUGGCUGAUCUGAAAGAACAGUAUGAAAGCAAACGCAGGCAGCAGCAGCAGGAGCUGGAGCAGAGCUGGAUGGAGGUCCAGCAGGCUGUGGCUGGCAGAGAGAAGGCCGAGCAGAGCCUGCAGCAUAUCCAGGCCCAGCUGGAGGAGAGCAAGGUCAACCUGGAGAGACUCUGCUCUGAGCUGCUCAUCCAGAAGGAGCACAGCAAGCAGGCCCUGCAGGAGAGGGUGUCUGAGAUUGAGGAACGGUGUGCUGAGAAGCUGAGAGAGUUGGAGGUUCAAGUCAAUACGGCCAGGAGAGAGCACACCAAAGCAGUUAUGACAUUGCGGCAGUUCGAGAGAGAGGCAGCAAGGAAACAGAACGAGAUGAGAGAAAGUCAGUAUUUGGGGGGUGCACACAUAAGGAGGGAGGUUCCGAAUAAACAACUGAAGGAGAUGGAGAAGGACAAAAACCUACUGCUGGCCACUGCUGCUGGACGAGGGCUGACGAGUGAGUAUGCAAGAGUUCAAACAACAGCUCUACAAAACUCUGCUAGUCCCAGAGAACAACAACAAAAACCUUCAGGGAGGAGUCGCUCUGUGGAGGCAAAAGUACCUGCAGAGGAGAGACUCCUGUCUGUUUUGGAAGAGCUCCACACUCUCAGUGCCACAGUGGUAAACAGCUCGGAGGAGGAGGAGGAGGAGGACGAGGACGGACAGAAUAACAGCGUGGGACCAUCCACAGGUAGUCUGCCCAGCUGAUACCUGAAGAUGAGUCACUGGAGGCUGUGAAAACACCAUUAAUUUGUACAAAAGGUGGGCAGUGUUGAUGAUUUAGGAGCCAGGAAAAUACACUCAGUCGGAACAAUUUGUUUGAGCCAAACAUCAGAAAAAAAAAUGCAUGUCACAUUGCUACUGGGUGUAUAAGAGGAAUAAUAGGUGGCUAGUGCAGAGACAGUAUGCAUAAAUUUAACACAAGUGUAAAUUCAAGUUUAUAAAAUGUUUUCAAUACAUGUUCUGCAUCUGUCUCCAGGAUGACUUUUAAUUACAGAGAAUACUGGAAAUACAAUGAUGGAAAAAGUACUCAACUCAGUCAACAUAUUGCACAAAUGUUUGUGAAAUUAACACAAGCACUUCUCAACCAAAGUGAAAUGGAAGAUUUAUGUGUUAAUGUGAAUAUCUAGAGUUUCAGUUGCAGAAUAGUCUUGUUUUUCAUUCUCUUGCUUGGACCAAAUCACUUCACCAGUAAGACCAUGUUCCACACUUUCACUUUCUUUUACUUAUUUUAAAUUGGUCCCAGAACAGUUUGAUUUGUGCCCACUGAAUCAAUGAAUUGCUUUAAAGUUUAAGAUCACAAUUGAGCAAAAAUGUUGUGUGAUACUUUCCCAAAAGAAACUAUUUACAUAUUUUUUUACUACAGAUUGAAAUAAUAGAAUCUGUGUUUGUGAAAAAUAGCAGGACCGGUGGUCGUGACUUAAUUAAAUGCAAACGUGACUAGAUUUGUCAGUUUUAGUGAGCUUUUUAUCAGAUAACAAAGAGAAGCCUGUCACAUAAAAGCUGACAUAGUACUUGUCCUGCUAAUGGGAUCAGAAGUCUGUACUGUAGAAGUUUAUGUGAUUGUCCAAGUGUUUCUUUGCUAUGCAGAGACUGGUGACUUACUUUUCAGUGUGACCUAUA
Xiphias gladius (swordfish) is the source of this 3865-nucleotide messenger RNA. RefSeq names its product coiled-coil alpha-helical rod protein 1 (gene cchcr1). Gene Ontology annotation, biological process: protein export from nucleus; cell differentiation. Gene Ontology annotation, cellular component: centriole. Bases 320 to 2950 code for a protein of 876 amino acids. The transcript has 19 exons. Lineage: Eukaryota; Metazoa; Chordata; Actinopteri; Istiophoriformes; Xiphiidae. The record is from RefSeq and is a predicted model, not a curated record.